AUGUGUGGCGAUUCCCGCCGUAAUUCCCAUCCACCCCUCCCCCUCUACCCUCCUCCCACUCCCUCCGCGGCGGCAGCAGUCGUAACGCACGGCAGUCCCCCUUCUUCCGCGACCUCGCUUCCCCAAUCCCGUCCCACCACGGCGUCUCCCGCUUCACCUCGGGCGCGUCCCCCGCUGCCGCCCCCGCCCAUCUUCACCCUCGACGACCGCGUCUCCGCAGCUGACUUCUCCCCUGACCCCACCGCCUCCAACCUCCUCCCCGUCGUGCCUUCCCCUUCCCCCCGCGCCACCGCCAGCCGCUCGCCAUCAUGGGACCCAUCCCCAUCCCCACCCGCCGUCGCCGCGCAACCAGCCACGCCAGCGCGCUCAUCCCUCCUGUCAAAUCCCUAA
Messenger RNA from Phragmites australis (common reed), 390 nucleotides. RefSeq names its product proline-rich receptor-like protein kinase PERK2. The transcript has a single exon. Bases 1 to 390 code for a protein of 129 amino acids. The record is from RefSeq and is a predicted model, not a curated record. NCBI's taxonomy places the organism in Eukaryota, Viridiplantae, Streptophyta, Magnoliopsida, Poales, Poaceae.